Fraxinus pennsylvanica is the source of this 336-nucleotide messenger RNA. NCBI's taxonomy places the organism in Eukaryota, Viridiplantae, Streptophyta, Magnoliopsida, Lamiales, Oleaceae. The record is from the annotation of a GenBank genome assembly.
AUGGGUGGAAGAGUGGAGGUGAUAAACAAGAAGGGAUGUUCAGGGCGGUUUCUUGAAUUCUCUUCUUCAUUCCGAGGGUUUCAAUCAUAUUCCUUUGAGCCCACUUCCCCUGCUUCCUCUGCCUCUGCACUUCCCGAAUCUCCGGUGAAAACAGUUAAUUGCCCAUUUUCUGGCCUUGUUAUUUGCGUUACAGGGCUCUCCAAAGAAGCUAGGAAACAAGUGAAGGAAGCAACAGAGAGAUUGGGAGGUCAAUAUAGCCCUCACCUACAUCCGCAUUGCACCCAUUUGGUGGUUCAGAUAUCCUUAAUCUUAUGCAGAUCUCGUUUCCUUAUUUAG